AUGCCUCUCCAUUUCCGAUUAAGGCGUUGUGCUCUCGAUUCCUUUUCGUAUCUUCGGUGUCUCUGCCUCUUCUUUCAUCUCCUCGGUCCUCCUCUACCCCACUUUGUAUUAUACGGUGGAUUAGCCCCUGUUUCUUUCUACUUCGAAGCUGAAUCCAUUGGAAGCUUACUUCAAAGGAAGAAUAUUGUAGCUUACGACUUUUUUUCUUCCUCGUGGUUAUCAAAGAAUGGCGUGACAAUGCUUGUAUUCCAGACAAAGAUGGGUGAAGACAUAUCUGGAGGAGACGGAAUGAGGAUUAGCAAAAUGAUGUAUUAUACUAUUAUAGAGGGAUUGGAUGAAUCGAUCCAAGAUGUUGCCUUAAGAGAAAAAAUGGAAGAGGUCGGUGUAUCAGCUGCUGUUGAGGUGGUGAAGUUUUAUUAAGAAAAAGGGGUUUCUCCGAAUAUCGAGAUGAAUGUGCAUACUUUCUUGGUCAACAGAGAGAGCCAUCGAUUACAUGAAUUCAUUAGAAAUGUAUUACGUAUAAUAUAUUUUCUUUGGUUAAUUUUCUUAAUUGUUUGCUACUGG
Messenger RNA from Lactuca virosa, 564 nucleotides. Lineage: Eukaryota; Viridiplantae; Streptophyta; Magnoliopsida; Asterales; Asteraceae. The record is from the annotation of a GenBank genome assembly.